AUGCCAGACGACGAAACGAUUCCUACGUUUGAGGAGGUCAAUGGGAGAAAGUUUAUGACAUUCGAGAUAGCAAAACUCGAUCGGACAAACGUUCGAAGUUGGAAAAACAAGUAUGAGUUAUUCCUAAAGUCACAAGGGUGCUGGAAAGUGUUGGAUUAUACAUAUAAGUGGAGGAAGCAAUCUGAGAAGAUAGAUGAGCUUCUUAAAGACGAUAAAUGGAGUGCAGCAGACUCCUUGUCGAAAUUGUACAUCCUACAGAACCUUACCGAAAAGGCAGGACUACAGCAGUUGGAACAGAGGCAUACAGAGCUAGUUGACGUGAGUGGCGGAGAAGUGAAAUUGCCAGAGAAGACGAUUAUGGUUAUUUUUCUGGAAGGAUUACCGUCAGAGUACGAUUCUAUGAAGUUCUCAAUACUGGGAGCUGGGGACCUAUCGAGAGGGCUUGUACUAUCACGAUUACAACAGCAAGAGCGCAUGCAAGGUGGCAGUACCAAUAAGACCAUCGGAGCCAAUGAAUCGGCCAACCGCGCAUCUGAUAUUAAGUGCUUCAACUGUAACGAGAUGGGUCAUUUUGCGAGGAAUUGUCCAAAACCAGACAAACGAAAGAAGUCGAAAGAAGAGUCUAGAGAUGACUCUCAAGAGAGCUCAAAGACGCGAAGCUCUAGAAAGAAAGCACACGAGAAGAGAAGUAAGAAAGUUAGGUUUAAGGGAAAGGCUAGGAAUGCUUCUAAAGAAUCUGAUACUGAGGAUGAGAGUGUCAGCGAGGAAAGCAGCGAAGAAAGUGCAUAUAAGGUGUGGAUUGGAGUUCAUUAUGCAGAUCGAGCUACAAGCAUAGACCCAGACCAAAGUGAGCAAAAGGUCAAGAAGUGGACUAUUGAUGGAGGUGCAACGAGUCACUGCACCGGCGAUAUUCAAUGCCUAGAAAAACUUGACACAAGAUACAGAGGCGUCCUAAAGACUGCAGGAGGAAACCUUAAGAUUAUGGGAAAAGGGAUUGCUAGAGUUCCUCUUAUGGAUGGAGGAGUGGCAAGGUUGAAUAAUGUUUUAUAUGUGCCAGACAUGGAAGAAAACCUUCUCUCGACACAAGUGUUGUAUCGAGAUGGAAUCUACAAUGCUCAUGAGAAGGAUGGAUAUCGAUUCUACAGAAAGGAUCGAAAGACUCUGGCUACAGGCUACAAUAUCGGUCGAACGAGUUAUCUAGGCUCAGUGGAGUCCCAGGAUACACUCAUGACAAGAUCAAGGCGAAUGAAUAAGGAUGAAGAGGCUCGAAUAGUGUCCAGAGAACCAGAUUGGGAUCUGCUUCAUAAGCGAUUUGGACACCCAGGGAAGCCAAGGAUGAAACGAUUAGUGAAGCGAAUGGGUUUGAAGCUUCCAGAAUCGUAUGAUUUCACAUGUGAGACGUGUAUUCAGGCGAAGAGUGUGAAGCGCCAGAAUCGAGGAGAGGUUCCAAAGGAGAAGGAACCGUUGAAACGAGUUUAUAUUGAUUUUUGGGGACCGUAUCAAGGCCAGUACUAUUUGGCAAUAGUUGAUGAUGCGACUAGGUUCUCAUGGCUUUACAUCACGGACAAUCGACGUACUGAGACCGUGAUUGAGAUCUUGGAGAAGUGGAUGGCUAAAGAAGAACGUAUUCUAGGGAAGGCCUUGAUCAAUAUUAGAUUGGAUAAUGCGAAGGAGUUUGCCGCAUUAGGAUCAUGGGCUGAGAAGAAGGGAAUCGACCUGGAGUUUACAGAGCCAUAUACACCACCACAGAAUGGACCAGCAGAGCGUCUGAAUCGUUUCAUACUUGAGAUCGCGAGAGCGAUGAUGCAGCAGAUGAAUGUUCCGAAGAAGUAUUGGCGAUAUGCAGUUAGGAUGGCCAACUUUCUUCGAAACCGAACCAUGUUUUCACCAAGGGAAGGGGAGAAACGGAAGUCUGCAUAUGAGAUGAUUUAUAAGAAGAAGUAUAACCUUGCAAAGCUCAAAGUUCCUUUUUGCAAAGUCUGGUUUCACAUUGAGACAAAGGAUAAGCUUGAUCCGAGGGCUCAAGAAGGUGUUUUUGUGGGUUAUACCAAGAGCAGCAGUCAAUAUCUCGUACUUGAUAGACAAGGGCGAGUACGGAAGGUCACCAAUCCAAUCUUUUUGGAGGAUCAACGAGGCUUCAUUUCUGAUGAAGCAGGUGAUCGAGAGUUUACGAAUGAUGAGGCAUAUAACAGCCUCAUUGAGAAUCCUAGUGUGUUUAACCACACUGUCAAUCCAGUUAUCAAUUCUGCAUCAACUACCGCUAUGAGUCCUACCGUGCUCAACCACAAGGAUGAUGUUGAUGCAACUACCGCAGUCGACGAGUCACAUAGUCAAGAAUCCACUACGUCGACUACACCGGAUCUAGCUGAUCCAAACCCGUCCACUACACCUUCAUUACCAAAGACAUCUCAGCAAGAUGCUUCACCAAAGCGACGAUCUGAGCGUAUACGACAACCAACCCAGGCGUUAAUUGAAUCACAGCAAACAGAGCAAAUAUACGGCCGGAAAAGUCGUCAAGAAAGACGUCGGGAAGAAAGGGAAGCGAGUAAAGUAUCAACAACGGAUAGUUCUUCCCAAGUCUCUCAUGAGGAGACACGUCUACGAGAAACAGCCAAUUUGGCAGUUGCAAUAGAACUCCUACUAGGCGAAGACGACGAGUUUGCUUUACGAGUUGACAAGCGGCUUGAAGGGGAGCAAAUUCCUAUACCCAAGACUUAUGAGGAAGCUGUCAAUCAUCCAAUUUAUGGACCUAGAUGGCGUGAAGCCAUUGGUCUUGAGAUUCGAAAUCUGAUACGCUUCGGCACAUGGAAAUUUGUUAAACGACCAAUCGGACGAUCAGUCAUAUCAUGUAAAUGGGUCUUCGAUCUGAAAUAUGGCGCAGAUGGGCGUCUAGAACGAUUCAAAGCACGACUAGUUGCCAGAGGAUUCUCUCAACAGGAAGGUUUAGACUUUGAAGACACAUUUGCACCAGUAAUCCGACUGGAAAGCCUCCGUGUGCUGUUCGCUAUUGCAGCUUCAUACGGGAUGGUUGCUCAUCUACUUGACGCUACAAACGCCUUCGUAGGCUCAAGAAUCGACAAGGAAAUGUUCAUGGAAAUUCCCCAGGGCUUAGAGGACCAUGGUGUCGGACCAACUGAACCAGAUCAGGUCUGUGAGAUCUUACAAUCGCUGUAUGGCUUACGGCAAUCUGCCAACCUCUGGAAUCAGAAAGUCAAGUCAUUCGUUAACACUAUUGGUUUUAAGCCUUCAACAGCUGAUUCAAGUGUCUUUAUCAAUGAACGAGGAGUCAUCAUUGCGCUAUACGUGGAUGAUAUCUUAGUGUUCGGUAAAGCAACUAAGGACAUUGACUGGACAAAGAGGAAACUCAAGAAAUUUCAUCCAAUGAAGGAUCCUGGACUUGCAAAGAAGAUAUUAGGAAUCCGAAUCACCUGGCUUCCAAAUGGAGGUAUACGACUGGAUCAAGAAUUCUAUGCUACUCAGAUGCUUAAAGAAUUUGGCAUGAAUCAUUCGAAGGAUCGUAUCCUACCUCUCGGACCUAGUACGAACCUUUCAGCAGAUUCUCAACGCCUUCCAAAAGAUCUGCACUCAAAGUUCCGAAGAAUCAUUGGACGACUAACAUAUUUAGCUGGUGGAACGCGGCCAGAUAUCCAGUUUCCUGUCAAUCGUCUCAGCCAACACCUCGCCGAACCCACAAAAGUCCAUUUAGAAGCGGUCAAGCGAAUACUCCGAUAUGUCCGCGGUACAAUCAAAUAUGCUAUCAUCUACCGAGCGUAG
Molecule: messenger RNA, 3774 nt
Organism: Talaromyces stipitatus ATCC 10500
Lineage: Eukaryota; Fungi; Ascomycota; Eurotiomycetes; Eurotiales; Trichocomaceae
Exons: 2
Coding region: 1-3774 (1257 amino acids)
Biological process (GO): DNA integration
Molecular function (GO): zinc ion binding; nucleic acid binding
Source: RefSeq, a predicted model, not a curated record